Pipra filicauda (Wire-tailed manakin) is the source of this 5895-nucleotide messenger RNA. It is a transcript of the gene ADAR, whose product is annotated as adenosine deaminase RNA specific. Gene Ontology annotation, biological process: adenosine to inosine editing; RNA processing. The transcript has 14 exons. The coding region runs from base 1705 to 5379 and encodes 1224 amino acids. NCBI's taxonomy places the organism in Eukaryota, Metazoa, Chordata, Aves, Passeriformes, Pipridae. Gene Ontology annotation, cellular component: nucleolus; cytoplasm. Gene Ontology annotation, molecular function: double-stranded RNA binding; double-stranded RNA adenosine deaminase activity; tRNA-specific adenosine deaminase activity. The record is from RefSeq and is a predicted model, not a curated record.
GGCUGCUGCGGGAAACGAAACCGAAAUGGGCCUCACAGCCAUCUUCGGCGGUUGCCCGGCGCCGCCUCCCCUCGUCGGCACAGCUGCGGGUGGGGGUUUCUUUUUUUUUUCCUCUUUAUUUUCUCAUAAAAUAAUUUGGCGUGCGGAUGAGGCUGAGGUAAGAGAGUUUUUUUUCCAAACUCCUCUUCCUGCCCUUCACUCAGAGAGCACUUGUAAAAUGAGGUCACUGAGCAGGGGCUCCCUCGGAGUUGGGGAGGAAGGAACCCGGCUCCCCGUGUUUAUUGGAAAAUAAGUCCCAUGGUGGCAGCCGAGUGAGGCGGUUUAGUGAAAGGGAAAUUUGAGUUGGCCUCGGGGUGUGUUUGGUGAAGAUGGGGAGCUUUAUAAAGAUGGGACUGGCAUAGGAAGAACUGUCUCUGUGACGAUGGGUCAUGAGGGAGCAGGCAGGAUGGGCCCUGUCUCGUGUUCCAUGUCUUUAUCCUCUCAGUUUCACAGCCAGCUGUUGUCAAAUAAUUGGAAUAUAUGCUGUGCUGGGUUCCUUAUUUUUAAAAAGCAUAUUGAAAGUUUAGUCUAAUGUCCUGCACCCUGGGGGAGCGGCACAGCUGUGUGCGAUAGGAGUGGAACUUGGGCUGCAGUCCAAAAAAACUGUUGCCAGCUGCACACCUGUCCCAAUUUCUGUGCAUGUUAUCUGCGUGUGUAGUGUGAUGCUUUACCUCCGCAGGUCAUCUAGUGCCCAAGGAGAAAAAGACACUUGGGGUUUCAGACUCCUUUGGCUACGAAUCUGAAAAUUAUUAUGAGCCUGUUGCAGCUCUGCUGUCUGACCACGUGAGCUGCUCCAGUUCACCUCCUCAUGCUCCCUUACCUCCUCGUGCUUCUGUUUCUCAGGUUGCAAAGCAUGUGUGAGAUUCUUCUCUCCCUCAGGGCAGAGAGGGAGUGGAGCUCACUGUGUUUGGGAAGCACAUCUUGAACAUCACGUGCUGGAAUCUCGUCCAACAGAAGCAGAGGGUCGCUCUUGGCAAAGCUGCUUCUCAUGGUUGACUUUACCUGCUGGUGCUAUGCUGGGCAGACAGAGUUUGCUGUUUAUGUUUGCAGGAAUAAUUUAAGACUCCUAGAAAAGUAGAAAACAGGCUUGUAAGGAGAAGAUGCUUGAAAUACCUCAGUGUCAGGGAAGCUGUUUAAACUGCGUUUUUGGAAUCCUGUAGUUGUGUAACUAUCACCAAAUGUGAUAAAGGAAACUUAUCCAGCACCAAUUUGAUGUGAUUAAGUGACACUUCUUUAUUACAGCGCUGGGAACACGGGGGAGUCAGCUCCUCCUAAACGUGUUCUCCCAACAACAAAAUUUGUACAGUUUAUAUACUUUAUAGUUACGUAAAUUUCUAUUCUUCUAUUUAUUUUUAUACUUGUCAUGCCUAGCUAAGUUCUAUUCUUCUACUUAGUUAUAUAGUAUAUUCUUCUAUAUAGUUAUAUAGUGGUCCAGCUGCUCCACUCUUAAAUCUAAUGAAAUGAUGACGAAAUGAAUGAAAAUCUUUGAAAUGAUUGGUUCUUUCAGGUAUAUAGUGUUAUUCUACAACAAUCGUUGGUCUAUACUAUUUAGCUAUACUAGCUGGGAUAGGCAGUGUCCAGACCAAGACAGGGAGAGUGCAGGGGACUUCAAAGCAACUUUGUAUGGUCCAGUGAGAUUCCUGUGGUUCCAUUCUUUCAAACACAAUGCCCCUAACAAUUCUGGUGCACUGUGCUUCUCUACCUUUAAUCACAAACACUUCUUUUAUGUUAUCAAAUCUUGAUUAUUUUAUCAAACUGUUUGCAACACAACUGCAUCCUGAGUUGCUGUUUUGUCUCCUCAGGACAGGCAGCUCCACUCCUGGCGUGCCAGCAGCCCGGGUCCCCCGCGUGUCCCAGCGGAGCGCUAUGAUCAGAGGUGCUGGGCGAGGCAGAGGCUCGUAUCUGACUCGGGCGAGGCAUAACCACCCCGGCACUACCCGAGGUUUUUAUAACCACCCUUGUACCCCACAAGAAACUAACCAGGGCACCUUUUUGCACCAGCAGUUCCUGACAGAGCAGGACACUGCGGUCUGCCCGCUGCAGGGGCAGGGACCACACGAGGAGGCUGUGGCACCGGCUCCUGCAGGGACACAUCGGCCUGGCCGUGGCAGGGCAGGGGGCUGGAGGUUCUCUAGUCAGCGGCAAUACCGUGGGAAUUCACCACGGUAUUGCCCUCCACAGCACUGUCUUCAGGAGAACCCAGGGAGAGACUCUGACACUAUCAGGCUGAAUUUCCAGAGACUGUCUCUUGCCAGGCAAGACUGCGAACAAGAAAUUCUGACUAUUUUCAGGCAGCUCGGGGAGGGAAGGACUUGCACAGUUCAUGAUCUCACACACAAACUUAAAACUCAAAAGAAAGAGGUCAACCGCAUUUUGUAUAAACUCCUCAGAGAAGGCAAGUUGCACAAGGGGGGAGAGACGCCGCCGCUGUGGAGGAUUGCCAGCCCCAGCUCAGGGAGGGAGAGAAGCCCUGCUGCCCACAGUGCCGGCUGCACAGAUCCAGCUUGUGAGAGCAGAGGAGAAGAGAGGAGCACACUUGGCUCAGGAGACACAGAGAUGGCUGAGACGAAGGAGAAAAUCUGCAACUACUUGUUCAGCGUGCCGGAAACAACGGCACUCAACCUUGCCAAAAACAUUGGGUUUUCAAGGGCCAAGGACGUUAAUGCGUUUCUCAGUGCUCUGGAAAAGCUGGGAGAUGUCCACAAGCAGAACACAACCCCCCCACGGUGGUCCCUGACAGACAGGAAACGUGAGAGGAUGCAGAUGAGGCUGAAGGCCAGCAUAUUAAUCCAGAAGGUGAAUCCCACACCUCCUGAGUCGGGUCCUUCCCCUUCCUCUGUCCCUGUGUGUCCCCAGGAGAUGACAGCAGCUUUGCCAGCAGCGAUGGCAUCAAAAGAAGAAAGUGUAGAAAAUGGACAGCAGCCUUUGGGGCAGCCUGGUCAGGGCAAUGGCAGCGACAUGGGAGCGGACACAGCUGAGGACACCAAGCCUGAGUUCUCCAGUUUGAGUAAUUAUGAUAACUCAGAAAACGGCAAGUGGACCACGGAUGAUAUCCCAGAUAAUCUGAACACUAUCAACAAGCAGCCUGACAAGUCAAAAUGCGUCAUGAAUUCUCAGUCUUCCCCCAGUUAUGCUGCCCAGUUUGAAGCUGCUUUGCCAUGUACGCCCGUAGAGAAAUUGAUGGCUUGUCAGGAGAAGAACCCAGUGAGUGGCCUUACUGAAUAUUCCCAGUACACGUACCAGCACUGUGAGUUCAUCAUGCUGGAGCAGAGUGGACCCUCUCAUGAGCCACGGUUUAAGUUCCAGGCAGUGAUCAAUGGGCGCCAAUUCCCACCAGCAGAAGCAGGGAGCAAAAAACUGGCUAAACAGGAGGCAGCAGCCAAUGCCAUGAAGGUCCUGAUGAGUGAAGUGGAGAAUGGAAGGCCCAGUGGGAUUAAAUGUGAGGAGCCGCUUCCCUCCAACAGCUCAGAACUGGAGUUGCCAGAGCCAGAGCUGUUGUCUGCAGCAGCUCCCCUCAGCCUGCUUCCUGGGAAGCACCCUAUCAGCGUAUUGAUGGAGUAUGGACAAAAGUCAGGGAACGUAAUUGAGUUCCAGCUGCUGUCUCAGGAAGGCCCACCUCAUGAUCCUAGGUUCAGCUACUGUGUGAAAAUGGGUGACCAAAUUUUCCCUGCUGUGGUAGGAAACAGCAAGAAGGGAGCAAAGCAAAUGGCAGCAGAAGUUGCUGUGAAGAUUCUUUCUGGAGAGUCUGUACCCCAUGUCUUGCCUGAACAGCCUGUCACGAAGCCCCACGGUGACCAGUCCGUGCACAGCUGUGGGCCGUGGAUUGCCGCUCCAGAUGAAUCCAAGGUGGUGAAAGCAAAGGGUGUUGGGGAGCUCAUCAAAUAUCUUAAUGUCAAUCCUGUCAGUGGCCUGCUGGAAUAUGCCCGCUCCAAUGGGUUUGCUGCAGAGUUUAAACUCAUUGACCAGUCAGGACCUCCCCAUGACCCCAAGUUUGUCUAUCAGGCGAAGGUUGGAGGCCGCUGGUUCCCAGCUGUGACUGCACACAGCAAAAAGCAGGGCAAGCAGGAGGCAGCGGAUGCAGCGCUGCGAGUCCUGAUCGGGGAGUCGGAGAAGGUGGAGCGCAUGGAAGGGAUGAACAUCACUGAGCUCCCUGUGAGUGGCAGCACCUUGCACGAUCAGAUGGCCAUGCUGAGCCACCAGCGCUUCAACAGCCUCACCGCUCGCAUCCAGCACAGUCUGCUCGGGCGCAAGAUCCUGGCUGCCAUCGUCAUGAGGAGAGCAAAUAAGGGCUUGGGAGUGGUGGUCAGCAUCGGAACAGGUAAUCGUUGUGUGAAAGGAGAAGAGCUGAGCUUGAAGGGGGAGACAGUAAAUGAUUGUCAUGCAGAAAUCAUUUCUCGAAGAGGCUUUGUGAGGUUUCUCUACAGUGAGCUGAUGAAGUAUGACCUGUCUAAUCCUUCCUCUGCAGAAGAGAGCAUUUUUGAGCCAGCGGGAGGAAAGAGGCUCAGAAUAAAGAGCAGUGUUACCUUUCACCUCUAUGUCAGCACAGCCCCGUGUGGAGACGGAGCCCUCUUUGAUAAAUCCUGCAGCGACCAGGCGAGCAUGGUGGGGCAGCCCCAGCACCAGCCUCUCUUUGAGAACCCCAAGCAAGGCAAGCUGCGGACCAAGGUGGAGAAUGGGGAAGGUACCAUUCCCGUGGAGUCAAGUGACAUUGUGCCCACGUGGGAUGGGAUCCAACACGGGGAGCGGUUACGAACCAUGUCCUGCAGUGACAAAAUCUUGCGCUGGAAUAUACUUGGCUUGCAAGGGGCACUGCUGUCACACUUCCUGGAGCCAGUUUAUCUCAGCUCUGUCACGCUCGGUUACCUGUACAGUCAGGGUCACUUGACCCGUGCCAUCUGCUGCCGCAUGGCGAGGGAUGGGAACAUACUAAAGGAAAAGCUCCAGGCUCCGUAUCACAUUAACCAUCCUGAGGUUGGGCGAGUCAGUGUGUACGACUCUGCCAGGCAGACGGGCAAGACCAAGGAGUCAUCAGUGAACUGGUGUCUUGCUGAUGCAAGCGAAGUUGAAGUCUUGGAUGGCACCAAAGGGAAAGUAGAUGGCCCAAAGCUGGAAGUGUCUCGUGUGUCCAAGAGGAAAAUGUUCACCUUGUUCCAGCAGCUGUGUGCCAAGAACAACCGUGAAGACCUGCUGAAGCUCUCUGUGUACUCAGAUGCCAAGGAGGCAGCCACGCUGUACCAGGCAGCCAAGCAGUGCUUCUUCAGCACGCUGGAAGAGCUGGGCUAUGGCAGCUGGAUCCGCAAACCCCAAGAGGAGGAGAAUUUCUCUGUCCUUGAUACAUAGGGAAGCGCCCUGCAAGGGGUGGGAGGUGAAUGUACACAGUCUGCACUUGUCCUUCUUCCACCACCACCUUCUUGGAGUGGAGUCAGGAGCGUGCAGCAGUUUCCCCAUAGGCCUGGCUGCCUCCUCCCUGACCCUCAGACCCUGCCUUUUUAAAAUGUGCAUGUAAAUGAUUCUCCUUUUUUUAAAGUGAGGGCAGGCUCAGUCCCCCUUAGCUUUUGUAGUUUUGCCUCCCCUUUUUUUGUUUUUAAAAGAAGGCACAAUAAACCAAAGGGAUUCUCAGACUGUGAGCUUGAAACCUUUGAACCGUACACUGCAGAUCCCUCUGGCAGGUUUUGAGGCAAAUUUUUCUCUUUUGAGGAAAAAAAAACCCCAAACAAGCUGCCUGGCUGGUUUUCUCUGUCUCUGUUGGAAGGUGACUGGUAGCCUGGCCAAGCUGGGACACAGGACUGACCUCUGCAAGCCACAGCAGGACUAGCAUAACGUUCUCCAUUAAUAACAAAUUUCUGUAGUAUUGGC